Molecule: messenger RNA, 3070 nt
Organism: Ruditapes philippinarum (Manila clam)
Lineage: Eukaryota; Metazoa; Mollusca; Bivalvia; Venerida; Veneridae
Exons: 24
Coding region: 125-2989 (954 amino acids)
Source: RefSeq, a predicted model, not a curated record
GUCUUAUCUUUCAGAUGAAAUCAUAGUAGUUAAAUAUAGCCCAUAAUGUGAUCCUCUAAUCUAUCUUAAAACUAGCACCAAACUCAACUUUCUCACAUUCCACUCACACCAUAAAUUUAUAGAUAUGUGGAUAGGCGUGCAAUGGGUGCUGUUUUGGUUGUUUCUACAGUGUCGCCCAUCAACUUGUGAUGUUCAUAUUUAUGUCAGUCCGCAAGGAUCGGACCAUAAUGAUGGGCAUUCUGAUAAAUUGCCAGUUCAAACGAUAUACAAAGCAUUUUCAAUAGCUGGACAGGCCAGAUACAAAGGCAACUCGGUAUUUAUUGAGCUGAUGCACGGGUAUUAUGACCUUCCUCGAACGCUGGUUAUAGCAAGACACAACACAACUAUACGGUCUUAUAAUCACCAAGAAGUGCAUGUGACAGGAGGAAAACGUAUUCCAAGUACAUUUGUUAAGCCUGUAUCCGACUCUUCAAUCUUAUCAAGAUUGACAGCAACUGCACGAACUCAUGUUCGAGAAGUAAAUCUUCACGACUUAGGCAUUUCUGAUUUUGGGAAGAUGGAACCAUACGGCUUAAAUGUUCACCGAAAUUCACCGCUUGAAGUUUUCUAUAACGGACAGCCAUUACAGUUAGCAAAAUGGCCAAAUCAAGGAUAUAUUGACAUUUCGGAUGUACCUGAUGGUAAAAAUGGUUUGAAGUACAGAUUCAACUCCUCUUCAGACAUACCUCAAUCUUGGCUUAAAGAGAGUGAUCCAUGGGCGUAUGGAUUUUGGUUUACUGGAUGGGGUGAUAAUGCUAUCAAAAUAAAUUCUAUAGACCCAGCAACAAAAACAGUAACUUUGACUCAAAAAGCACCACAAGGUCUACGCAAAGGUCACCUGCAGCAGUUCCGGGAUGGCGUGUCAAAUAUAGAAGGGGGUUAUUUUCAUUUUAUUAACAUUUUAGGAGCCCUGGAUGAACCGGGAGAGUACUAUAUGGAUAGGGACAGUGGAAAACUAUAUUUUUGGCUGCCAAAUAAAGAUGGAAAUGUCAAAGAAACGGACAUUAUUUAUAUUCCAAUGAUCAACGAUUGCAUUGGGAUAAGAGGACAUACACAGGAUGUCCAACUUCUUGACUUCACUCUCGAAGCUUGUCGUAGAAAUGGAAUUGUGGCACCAAAUGCGAAACGAGUACAACUUUCUAACCUGGAAAUAAGAAAUACAGGUGCUGGUGCUGUAAGUCUAACAGGAGAUUCAAGGGAUAGUGAAAUAUCUAAAUGUUACAUACAUGACACAUGUGGUGGAAUAUGGAUGUAUGGUGGAAACAGACAUAAACUAGACGCUUCUGGUAAUACUAUUAACAAUAAUGAGAUUGCACGAUUUUCUCGUGUUGGAGCUCUAGGAAAUUACGCAAUAACGUUAGUUGGAGUAGGGCACCAAGUUACAAACAACCAUAUCUAUGAUGGGCAGCAUGGAGCAAUACAGUUUUUGGGAAAUGACAUGGUCAUGGAGCAUAAUUUGAUUCACCACGUAUGCAUGAAUAUGUCAUCAUGUGGCGCAAUACGGACAGGCUAUGACUGGACAUUUCAAGGCAAUAAAAUAGCUUACAAUAUCAUACAUCACACUAUACGCCAUGUUCCUGGUGGUAUGUGUGAAGCCGUACUGCUCGAUGGACAAACCUCUGGUACCAGUGUAAUGUACAACUCAUUCUAUGAUAAUACACUACACGUUUUUAUUGGAGGUGGUCGCAAUAACAACGUUGAGAAUAAUGUUAUGUACAAUGCUGAAAUUGGCAGUAUAGACGUGGAUGAGAGAGGGGUUCACCAUUAUGCUGAUGCGGACUUGUUGAGAAAACUUCAUGCUAUGCCAUACAAGGACUCUGCAUGGAGUCAAAGAUAUCCCAAUUUGCUCAAUAUUGAAAUAAAGAACUACAGUUUACCAGAAGGCAAUCAAAUUAGUCGAAAUGUGAUAUAUGCAAGACCUCACACAAAACACAUCCUUGGAAUUACAACACUUAUGAAAACUGAUUUAUCCCGAUUCUUUAACAUAACUCAAACAGUAUUUUCAUCGGGAGGUCAUGACCAUUACAAUGUAGAAAGUGGUGACCUACGAGUUAGAUGUUUGGCUCUACAGCAAGCUAGUCAAAUAAACUUCACUCAACCUCCUUUACCGAAUUCUGUUGGACCUCUGUUCUCCCCAGUUGGACCCUACUAUUUAAACAGAAUUCGUUGGCAUUUAGUUAACACAACACAAACAUCCUAUCCAUGUACGACACAAGCACCGCCAAUAAACCCGCCAAAACCUGCCUAUCUACCAGACGGCUCGAGGAAAAAUGACCUUUACCCUGUCGAAAAUACUGGUUGUUGGCUUAAUGUUACAAAAUGUAGACACCAUCCUGCUGCUAUCGGGACCUACCGGGACAUGUAUGGAGAACGAUACAGAAAUGCCGGUGACAAUGAAACUAUGUGUUUUCGUCGGGCAUAUGAACAAUGGCAGUUUUGUGGUUCUCAUCGAGAUGAAAAAGUUGCUGCUAUUUAUGGUCCGACAGGUGCAACAACACUUCGUGGUGAGGGUUGUAUGACAGCUACAUAUGGUUGUCCAAAGCAUGGCGGUCCGGUUGAUAACCACCCUAAUUCUACACUUGGAAAAUAUCAGAACGACUAUAUUGGUGACCAAACGCAUACCGAGCAUGGGUGUUUGAAACGUGCAUUUAAUAUAUGGCAUUACUGCGGAUCAAGUUCCCAAUACCCAGUCACAAACGUAUAUCUUAAAACAGGUGCCAAGCUAACGGCUGGUGGGGGCUGCUGGAUCACACUCAAAUCUUGUCCUGCACAUACAGAUACCAAGUCGAUAUUCUACGAUGCAUUUGGAUCAACAAAUUUCCAAACAGAUGACAGUGAGUUUGCCUGCCUCAGUCAAGCUGAAUAUUACUGGAACUAUUGUGGGUCAGAUGUCAGGUAUCCAGUAACAGCUAACUAUCGUCCGACAAUCACCAGCAAGACUUACCCUUGAUCGCAAUACUUGCUUUACAAUGUCUAGAAUAAAUUAUAAGAAAAUAAUGAAGAAAUCAAAUAAAAACAGCAUUUCUGCCUA